UCACUAGGAAAAGACGUCCUUCCUGCAAGUUUAUUGCGCGCCAGUAUGUCGCGAUUUUUUGAAUAACUCGGAACGUGCGUUGCCCAGCUCUAGCUGGAUUCUAGUUUGAAUUCGGAAUCGGACAUUCUACAUUUUAAAUAUAUAUUUUUUUAUUUUGAAAAAGUUUUUUUUUAUAUUUAAACACUUGGCAGGCGGGCAAAAGUUAAAUAUUUCAAGAACAUUUUCCAGACUUUCGACGAUGGUAUAAUUUUUCAUAAAUAAUUCGAAAAGACAGUAGUGACUUGUGUCGUGUUGUGAUAAUUUGAGUAUUUUAGAACUUUUAUUUGGACUCCUGUGUUUUUUCUGUUUAUUUUAUUUGGUCCAAAUAAAUUGGUUAACACAUACAACAACAGACAAUCGCUGGGCAGACUAAGACUAUAUCGGACACAUGAUUCCAUAACAAAACCGCGCGCAAAAAAACCAAGAUGGCGGACAACCAGCACUUCUGCCUUAGAUGGAACAACUAUCAGAGUAGCAUCACCAGUGCUUUCGAGAACCUUCGAGAUGAUGAGGACUUCGUGGAUGUCACCCUGGCCUGCGACGGGAAGAGUUUGAAGGCUCACCGGGUGGUACUAUCAGCUUGCAGCCCUUAUUUCAGAGAAUUGUUGAAGUCAACACCAUGCAAGCACCCAGUGAUCGUCCUGCAAGACGUGGCAUUCACAGACCUCCACGCUUUGGUGGAGUUCAUAUACCACGGCGAGGUGAACGUGCACCAGAGGAGUCUCUCCUCGUUCCUGAAGACUGCCGAAGUGCUCCGCGUGUCUGGGUUGACGCAGAAUGAGGAUGUGCAAGGGCCGCUGCUGCAGACAUUGCGAGCGUCAGCCACCGCGCCCUCCCCGCACACGCCGCCCCACCCCGCCCACACCCCCCACCCGGUCCACACGCCGAGCUACAACGAGAAGCUGGAAGAAGCCCUCUCGCUCCCCACCGGGGUGCCCCCCCAAAUGCUGCGCCGGAUCCCCCUCCCCCCUCGCCGAAUGUCCCGCUCAGCCGACAACUCCCCAGACGUCAUCAAGCGUCCCCGCCACGACAACAACAACACGGAACAGAACCAAGUGCACGACUUCUCCACCAAGAAUUCCAUCAACAACUCCAGGCAUGAGCCUGGGAAUAACGGGAACGGGAUAUCCAACAGCAGUUCGUCCCCGUCUCCGAGGCUGAUGGAGGACGUGAAGAAUGAGCCGCUGGACAUGAUGUGCGUCCAGAACGCUGACAUUGACAGGAGCACGGACGACACCCCCCCGCACCAUCACAGACCACUUGGAGGCGGGCCGCCGUCCCGCGGCAGUUCUGCGGAGGCCGACGACCGCACGCCACCGCCACAGCUGCCGCCGUCGCCUUUCGUCCCUCCAGACACCAAGUUCCCAUCAUACAACUUCGGCAUGGCAGCCCUAACCGACCCAUCUUUGGCUGGUAAAUAUUUUUGUCUGCCGAGCCCCCUGGCGUCUGACGGCAUGGCGAGCACCUCCCAAGCUGUCCCGCCCCUCCGUAUGCCCCCGCCGACAGCUGGCGGGAUCAACGAGCCGCAGGAAUGUCCCUACUGCCGCAGGACAUUCUCUUGUUACUAUUCCUUAAAACGACACUUCCAAGACAAACACGAGCAGUCCGAUACUUUGUACGUCUGUGAGUUCUGCCACCGAAGGUACAGGACCAAGAACUCGCUGACUACCCACAAGAGCCUCCAGCACCGGGGCUCCAGUGGGAUGCUGAAGCGGCUUCUAAAGACGUCAGCGCUGCACAGCGCCUUGGCGCCGGCGCCGCACCACCUCUUCGACCUUGGCGCCAGUGACCAUGGCCCGCAACUGCCGCCAGGCCUUCAAUGACCUCAGACCAUGGCUUAACUCGGUGGUAAAACUCCCUAUUCCAAAUAAACUUGGGCGCAACGUCCAAGAAUAUUUGCAAUAUGGCCAAUUGGACGCGGAUGCGAAAGGGAUAGCAUAACAUAUGUGCAAUAUAACGGACAAUGCCAAAAUAAUGCAGGAUUAUGCCGCAUUUUAAUGGUUAAUCGUAUUAUAAUUAGUAAAAUAUUGACGUUAGGUUUAAAAUUACAUAAACAGUAUUGUCGCACGCGGCUGUAGAAGCCGUUUAGUGUACGCUUCGAGGAUCGGACUUCGCUUUGUGACUUUGACAGUAAGCAAGUUACGGGCAUUUUCUAGUGAAAAUGUAUAAAACAGUGUUCAAUAUGACAAUGUAAUCCAGAGCAAUACUAAAGUAUUAAUAUUUCUAGUACUGCCAAAAUAAUGCCAACUCUAUUCUAAAGAGAUACAUUUUUUUAGAUCACUUUUCGAUAAAUGUCUAGUGUCAAAUUAGAUUCGGUAACUGUACAAAAAAAGAACGUACAAAUUUUAAACAGUAAAUUUAAAAGUGAAAAGAAAAUAUUUUUUAAUGAAACUUUUUUCGGAACGCCAAAUCUAAAUUUAAAAAAAUACAGAUUAUUUAGGAAAUAAUUAAACAAAAAAAAAAUUAGAUUAAAAAAUGUUAAUGUUGAGUAAAAAUUAAAGACUUCUUAGAAUCUGAUUUCGAAAGUACAAAAUUAAACGUCUAAUUGAACAAUAUAAAUUUAUUCUAUGUGCGUUUGGCUUCAAUAAUAAUAUUAAUAUCAUCAAUGUUUAAGUAGCCGUGCCUUCGUUCGUUGCCCUAUAUGUGGCGUCACGGAGUUGCCGAACUGGUAGGAACGGGCUGUACAGCGACCGGCAGCGAGGUUCAAACAUAAGCUAGCUAUUGAAUUAAUUUUGAAUUUGUAAAUAAAAAAUACGCGAUUAUAAACAAUACUUAUCGUUUUCGUUUAUCAGGAGCUGUUUUACUAUAAAUUAAAAUCGUUUAAUAAAUUAUUUGAAAUUAAUUCAAUGAAAUAGCAUGUUAAACUCUUGUGAAGGCGCUUCAGCACGAACGAAAUAGUAGUCGCGGUGAAUUCGACAAGUUGGUGGGGUUGCCAUCUUUUGGUAGCUCCCAAAAUACAGGGUUAAGAGUGAGUAGAGAAUGAGAUAGGAAUAAAGGCGCCGGUGAGCCUAUGCGAGGGUCUUCGAAAAGCAGUUCGACGAUCGUAUACGUGUGCAUGAUUUCAAAUCAUGAAGUAACAUUAAUCAUUUCUUCUGUAUAAAAUUACGUAGAAUUUAGGUAUUAAUUAAUAGAAUUAUAUUUAACCUGUAUCCAUGUUCGGAUUUCUCUCUAUGAGUGUAUAGUGGUUCUUAUUUAAAUGUCGACCAACGUAGCGGAUGUCUCGUUAACAAAAAUUUAUUAGAUUAUUAUUAUUAUUAUAUUCUCAAAAUCUUAGAAUUAACCAUAAGAUGGCUGCAAAUUGUAUAAAAUUAUUUUAUUUACUUAUACGUAGUAAAUUUGCUUGGGAACCGCAUUUAUUUCAAAUACGAGUCUUACAUAUCUUGUCAGGGUUAAAAUUUGACGAAUUCAGAAAUAUAUCAUAACAUUUACACAGAAGAUAAUUCUUAGUUCUACAUAUCACACAACGUAAAUAUCUCUACAAAUACAUAUGAAAUGAAUUAAAGUAUUUAACACCGUGAUAUUUCAGAAAGCCAAAGAAAAUUAAAGAGAUAUAAUAUCUGCAAUAUUCAGUAGAGUUAAUAUGGAUGGUUGUCAAAAUUUUAACGAAAUGCAUCGUGCCAUAUCCAAUUUUUAAAAAAACAUUUGGAACAUAUCAAGUCACUGAAAGUGAUAAUGUUUUUGAAACAGUUUAUAAUGCACUAUUUUAAAAAUCAUCAAUGCAAGCUAUCAAUGCAUGAGUCCAAGCAUUAUAUCAAUGCAUUUUUCAACUCAACGCCAUGCCGGCAUCCAAUUUUUGCAUUUAUUUUUUCAAUAUAAGAACCUCGGGUUAAGGUCUUAAUUUAAGUUUUUGUAUUUUAUUUUCUUUUGGAAUGUUACAUUUUCGUAUUUUGUGAUAAUGUAUUUACAUUUAAUGGUCGUUACUUGCUAUAAUCCAGAUAGUUUUAACAUAAGUUUUGACAUUAUAACCUCAGCUUAAAAUCUAAGAUAUUAAUUUAAAAUUCACUUUGGAUAGUAUCGUAAACCAACAUCGUAUAACGCGUAUACCUCCAUAUUUUCGUAAUACCUCAACUUAUAUUAUUUUGUUUUUUUAUAAUUUUUAUCGAAUGUUAAUACUGGGAUACACGUCUGAGUCAACAGGAACAGAAUACGUUACGAAUCAUUUAGCUGAAGCAUAGGGAGUAAAAAGAAGCGGGUAGAUUGAAUUGUAAAUAAUUAUAAGUUAGUUACAACACGCAAGAAUCGCGGCAUCGUUUGGAUUAGACGCCUCGUGAUAUUAUUAACUAAAUAAUAAAUAGAAACAUUAAUGGGAAGGAUUUUUAUAUAUUCUACUAAUGGAUUUAUUGAUAGUGAAACUUAGAAGUAGUCUUCAUAACAUUAUUAAUGUUCUUGUGUUUAUUGUUUUCGCUGUGCAAUCAGCUGUUCGUCGGACCGCGCGGGUCGGCGGUCUGCACCUCGACAGUUCGUUGAGCUAUUAAAUUUUCCCACCAAAAUUAUAAUUUAAAUGUUGCUUUGAUGUUUGUAAUUCUAAAUUGUUUGAUCUCAAUGAACAGCUGCGGACUACAUCAUUUGGGAGACAGCCGUUGGUGAUUGUUAUUAGGUCUUAUUGUCUUUUGUGUUAAGUUUGGAAACGUGUCGGCAAAAAAAUUCAUGUCGCAGCUUAAAAAUGGCGGUGCGUAGGGGAGGCCCGAGAGAACGGAAACAGCGAAACAAUAUAUAUCUUAUUUUGCAAUGUAUACCAAAAUACUGCAUUUUUAAUAGUAAGUUUGAAAGUGAGAAAUCGUUUUUUUUUUUAAUAAAUUUACGCGUUCUGGAUUUAGCAAUAUAAUUUUUGCUUCUUCGCCAAUUAAUUAUUAAGUUGAAUAAUUAAAUACUUUGAACCGACUGUGUUACUAAGUAGCGUAUGCACAAAUAAUCAACAACGGGAUGCCUUCUGACAGUACAACUAUAACAAUAGCCUACAGUAGGUAAAUAUAAAUAAGACAUUUAAUAUAAGUACUAUAAAAUGGCACUAUGGGGUUGCCAACAAAGAGCUUAUCUGCCAAUCUAUCGUUGAACAAAAAAUAUAUACAUUUAACAAAUUUACCUUGUGCAUACAUAUCCCCUUAAUAGUUAAACUAAAACCCUUUCGUGCCAUUUUAUCGUAUUUUUUAUUAUCACAGUUUAUUUGCAAAUGUCAUUUUUUUACGUGAAACCUCAUCAGUGUAGCCAAACAAUUUUCGGUUCAAUAAUAUUCAGAUUGCAUUUUGGAGUUCCGGGACACUGCCAAUUAGUCCUCUAUUUUUAAAAUAAAUAAUAAUUAUUAUAAAAUCAGGUUUAUAUAUUAACAAUACCUUAUCGGAUUCUAAUAUCCGUGUUCACAAAUAUUCACAAAUCAUCUGUUUUAACCGCUUCUAUGAUAUAAGUAUUACCUCCAAUAUAAAUAAGUAUUACCUCUCCAAUCGUUAAUUUGUAAUGUGUUAGCCUGCCCUGUACGGAGCCAGGUAUUUUAAUUUAUAUGUUAACAAUAACCAGAUUGCACUAACAUCUAAGCAUACCUAUUUACCAUAAAACAGUUAUAUUGUAAAUAUCAAUUUAUAUAGCACUUGUUACAUAGUUUUUUCCCAUACACACAUACAUUAUUUUUGUUGAUCCAUAACCAUAUUUAAAAUGCAAUAGAUUUUUUCGUUACUGUUUUUAUUUAUAGAAACAUAUAACCGUCUUCAAACAUAUAUCCGUCAGUAAAAUGCAUUUAUAAAAACCAAAAAUAAGUUUAACUAUUUUAUGAAGUUUUGAUGUCGGUUAAUUAAUGUUCCUGUGCCUAUAAAUAAAAACAGUGAUGUACCAGUACCUACAAUAGUUAAUUUAUUAAAAUAAUUAUUUGCUCGACCAGGGAAUCGACAAUCUUUUAAGAUUAAAUCGACCAAAUCAAUACAUACCUACAUGUUAAUAUUAAUAUUCAUUUUCUUGUUCACACUUUUAUAAUAGCAUCCACUUGUUAAUUUAUUCUAUCUGCUAUAUUAAUAAUAUUUUAAUUAAAUUUAGGGCAUCAUAAUUGUUCUUACAUACACAACUAAAUAAAUUGUCUUAAAGAAUUUUACAAAGGUACAAGCAAAAGUUGCCUGUAUUUCAAUAAACAUACUAACCAAAAUCACUUACGCCAAACUAGAUUAGGAUUAUUAUCGUAAUGUAAUAGUCACAAUCCACGUACUAAAGCGGUGCGUUUUAAUUGCGCUGCCGUGUGACAGUACGCGUGGUGUUGCCCUCAACAUGAAAAUAAUUUCCCUAACUCCCCACAAAGGGAUUAGGAGCAUCACUAAGUUAAAAUAUAACGUUAUUGUUGACUGUUUGAUAUUUAAAUAUAGCUUAAUAACGAGUCGAUUUGGUCUUAAGUGAAUAGCUUUAAUGUAUAUCAGUAUACUUCCAGUCUGAUAUAGUGUAAUCGUUAUAAUACAGUUUAGCAAUAGUUUCCGCGACCCACAAUACCUCAUUCAAAUAUUAUAUAGUUUAUGUACAUUUAUCUAUAAGCAAAACAAACUUGGCAGAUUUUUUAUCGGUGAUUUCUUAAUUAAAUAACAGAGUGUUUCCCGGCACCAAUAUAAAUAAGAAUAGGACCACUCCAUCUCUUUCCCGUGAUUGUCGUGAAAGGCGACUUAGGGAUAGGCUUAGUAACUUGGGAUCCUGGGAUUCUUCUUUUAGGCGAUGGGCUAGCAACCUGUCACUAUUUGAAUCCCAAUUUCAUCAUUAAGCCUAUCAGCUGAACGUGGCCUAUCAGUCUUUCAAGACAAUUGGCUCUGUCUUCACUGCAAGGGAUACAUAAAUACAUAAAAUCAAGCCUUUUUCCCGGAGGGGUAGGCAGAGACUACAUCUAGUAAGGGAUAUAGACUUGAUUAUAUGAAUGAAUGAAUGAUUUCUAAGGAUUUUUCAUAUAAUGAUGUGAUAUGUUUUAUUAAUUUUAGGUUCUUAUUUAUUUUUAUCUAGUUUAGGUCUUUUAUUAUAUUUCUUAUAGGCAAGAUGGUCAGUAUAUUCAUACGAACAUGAUUCCGCCUUGUUAUAUGUAUAUAUACGUAUUUAAAAUAUAAGCAUUCAUUUCAAAUCCUAAAAAUUAAUCUGCCAGGCCUUCUGAGAACUAGUUACAUACUAAAAAAUAGUUCCGUAACUGAAAGUGCACUUACAUUUUAUAAAGUAAUUAAAAAUGUAUUAUAAAUGAAGUCUGCCCUGGUCGAGCAACCGUUGACACCCGUCUCAUACCUAUAAUAAAAAUAUUUACAAUAUAUGUACACGCUUAUGACAAACAAUAUACUGACAGUUAUAUGAAGUAGAAUUAACUUUUUAUCUACAGAUUAAGCCGUGGUGCAUUUCUGUUGAGAUUCUCUCAAAAAAUGCAAAAAUAAAAAUGGCGAAAACUAUUGUUGCUCUUUGGUCGCUCACAGAAUGAUUGAACAAAUGCGAGUUGUGGAACCGAGGUUUUUAACAGAAUUGCAUCACUUUACUGUUAUGCUUGGGUGACACAUUUUAUAAACAGAAAUAUUUUUUUAUGAGAGUAAAAAAAAAAGAAAACAAUUUAUAUGUGAAGUUAAUUAAGUGGCAAUUCUAAUUUUUAUUGCACUCUAUAUUUUUGCUGACACCUAGGAUUAGAGUUACUCUUUUUUUCGUAAUUUAAUGUAUGCACGAUCUGCGUUUUUAUUAGCAACAUUUUCUUUUCUUAAUCAAUGUUUGGGUGAUACUUACACCUUUGGAGAACGUCUCAGAUUUAUCCGUUAAAAAGUAAAAGAGCGUAAGUGUCAUUUAAAACAUUUAAGCCUAAACUAAUAUUGUGUUAUUAUGUAAAAGUUAUGGUUUGCCAUCGUUGAACAAAGAUAAAAUAUGUGUUAUAUACAUUUAGUUAAUGAGUUUUGUUAUACUUUUAACGUUCGGGACAGUGUGGGAUGAUGUACAAAAAUGUUUCAUAGUAUUGUGUAUUGAUUGAAUAAGGUUAGAUGUGUCCGGGCCGUGCGUACGCGGACCGAUAGGGAAAUAGGAUUUCUCCCCAAAUUGUUGUAAAUUGGAACAACUUCAGGUCGGAGGAGACACUUAAAGUACUAUUGUUGUAGGUUGUAAUGGAUUCGAAUUAUGGAGAAUAAGUCGAAGGUUUUAAUGCUCACUGAAAUUUUGAGGUAGCCGUUUAGGAUUGACAACCAUUAUUUUUGGUCGAUGAAGUACCAAAAGUUGAGAUAAUAAAACAAAUUGAAUAUAGGUAUUAACAAUGAUUUUAUUCUCUCAAUUUGCGAUUGCUAAGUUGACAAAAAAUAAAAGUUAUCAUUAAAAAUAAGGAUUGUAUAUAUAUAAUAAAAUUAAUUCAAAAUUAGUUGAGAAUUUGGCUAAUUUGAUAGUGAUUUAGAAAUUUAAAAAAGAAAUUAUCACACUUUAUCAUAUAGUCACUUACAUACAACUGUGCGUUAGUGAUAGAUUAUAAAAAUCAUACAAAUUAGUACCUACAUGAAGAACAAAACUACUUAUUUAUCUUAUAACUUUGAAAUUGUAAAUAAUCAUGUACUAUGUAUUGAACACGCGUUAAUUACGAAAUGCGUAUCAUGUGAAUCUGCAAAGCUGUAUCUCUCUAUUUCAGUGAUCGUAAAACCGUGUCUUACUUGUUUUGAUGUUGUUGAUAAAUGUGAUUAAGGAAUCAGCUGGGGUCGGUGGUACAUAUCAACGGUCGGAAUCUUAGUACUAUAAGUAUCUUGUUAUCUGGCUGCAGAGUCCUUCUUGAGUCACAAACUCGAAAAAAGUUUAUAAUUUAUAUUUGACAAUAUCAGUAUAUUUCAAGUACUGUAACUUUCAGUGUGUGGUAAAAACAAAUGUGAUUACAACGCUUGAUUACAUACCAUUGGUAUAAAAGACUUUAAGACAAGAUUUCUUACGUAUUUUUGUCAGAUAGCCUUUCUUUGUUUAUUCGUAUUAAAAAAGGUUCGAAAAAUUGGCAUUUCAUCAUACGAUAUCUGAACCAUUUGUGACAGCUGCUCUUUUAUUGUAAAAGUCAAAUAAAGUGAAGGUUUUUAACCUUCGGCACCUUUAAACUCCCAACCUGUCACUAUCUGAAUCUCAAUUCCAUCAUUAAGCCAAACAGCUGAACGUGGCAGUCAGGUUUUUUUCGAGACUAUAAAUUCAGUCUACACCUUAAAAAAAAGAAAGUGUGAUACUGUUAUAAUUUUUAAUCUGUAUUAACAUAAUGCAUUGUGGCUUUAAGAAGGACUAUUUGCUAUUAUUUUUUAAAACUUCUAUGAGGUUAGUUUACGUUCGGAAAUCUGAAUUCUGAAUUUAUCAUGCGAAGUAUAACAGUUGGAUGUAAUAAAAGUAUAAAAUAAACUCGCAGUGAUUCCAUUGAA
Molecule: messenger RNA, 9380 nt
Organism: Amyelois transitella
Lineage: Eukaryota; Metazoa; Arthropoda; Insecta; Lepidoptera; Pyralidae
Gene: br
Product: broad-complex core protein isoforms 1/2/3/4/5
Exons: 9
Coding region: 465-1862 (465 amino acids)
Biological process (GO): regulation of transcription by RNA polymerase II
Cellular component (GO): nucleus
Molecular function (GO): protein binding
Source: RefSeq, a predicted model, not a curated record